AUGGUUAGGGCCGAUGCAUCCGUGAGCAUCAAGGUGCUCCUGAACGCCACGGCAGCGCACUUUGGUUUUAGGCCGACUUACCGGAGGGUUUGGAUGGCGAAGCAGAAAUCUAUCGCCCUCAUAUACGGUGACUGGGAUGAGUCCUACAACGACCUGCCUAGGUGGGUCUUGGGUGUCCAGCUGACGAUGCCUGGGAGUGUUGUGGUCCUGAAGACGAGCCCGGUUCGAGUUGGAGGACAGGUGGACGAAUCUCAAGCGUACUUCCACAGACUUUUCUGGACUUUCCCGCCCUGCAUCGAGGCUUUCCGUCAUUGCAAGCCGCUAAUCAGCAUUGACGGCACACAUUUGUAUGGGAAGUAUGGGGGAACGUUGCUCAUCGCGAUUGCACAGGAUGGGAACUCCAACAUUCUACCUGUGGCAUUCGCACUAGUAGAGGGUGAGAAUGCGGAAUCCUGGACAUUCUUUCUCUCACACCUUCGACAGCACGUGACCCCGCAGCCCGGUCUGCUGGUUAUAUCGGACAGGCACAACGGCAUCAAGGCUGCGCUUGAGGCCCCUGACGGCGGUUGGCUACCGCCAUCUGCGUACCGUGCAUUCUGCAUACGACACGUAGCGGCUAAUUUUGCCCUAACCUUCAAGGGCAAAGACGCUAGGAGGCUACUAGUGAACGCGGCGUAUGCGAAGACCGAGGUUGAAUUUGAUUACUGGUUUGAUAUCCUGCGAUCUGAAGAUCCGGCGAUGUGUGAUUGGGCGAACAGGAUUGAUUACUCGUUGUGGACUCAGCAUCGUGAUGAGGGGCGGAGAUUCGGUCACAUGACGACGAACAUCUCCGAGUGUGUGAACUCUAUCCUGAAGGGGGUCAGAAAUCUCCCUGUAGCAUCCCUGGUGAAGGCAACAUAUUGUAGGCUUGCGGAACUGUUUGUUCGCAAGGGGAGAGAGGCUGAGGCCCAGAUGGGAACAGGACAACAAUUCAGUCAGCAUUUGGUGAAGUGUAUUGAAGCCAACAUGAAGACGGCCAGGUGCUUCACGGUGACGCUGUAUGACCGGGAUAACUCCGAGUUCACUGUAGCAGAGACUACUCCGACUGGUUCUUUCUCCUUGGGUACUUACAGAGUAUCACUUGCCUCUCGGACAUGUGACUGCGGGUACUUCCAGGCUCUUCAUUUCCUGUGUCAGCACGCACUUGCGUGCUGUGCAUACUCACGGGUCACCUGGACCUCUUACGUUCACAGCGUCUAUCAGAUUAGCUCGGUCUUCAAUGUGUAUCGGAUGGGAUUCACACCUCCCAUCCCGGAGGGCUUCUGGCCACCUUACGACGGGCCCACAGUGAUUCCAGACCCUGCCAUGAGGCGUGCCAGAGAGGGUCGUCCUAGAUCCACUAGGAUACGGACGAACAUGGACGAGGCGGAUCCGAAUCGGCCAAAGAGGUGCGGCCUAUGUCGCCAACCUGGACACACGCGACGUAGUUGCCCACAGGUUGCAGGCUCGUCUCAGACAGGACACCAUUAG
Molecule: messenger RNA, 1509 nt
Organism: Arachis stenosperma
Lineage: Eukaryota; Viridiplantae; Streptophyta; Magnoliopsida; Fabales; Fabaceae
Exons: 1
Coding region: 1-1509 (502 amino acids)
Molecular function (GO): zinc ion binding
Source: RefSeq, a predicted model, not a curated record